Messenger RNA from Lachancea fermentati, 735 nucleotides. NCBI's taxonomy places the organism in Eukaryota, Fungi, Ascomycota, Saccharomycetes, Saccharomycetales, Saccharomycetaceae. The record is from the annotation of a GenBank genome assembly.
AUGACUGGAGCAGUAUCAGAUGAUUCGUUCGAAGCCACGUACGCUGUCGACAUGCACUGUGAUGGCUGUACGAAAGAAAUUGCCUCUUGUUUGAAAGGUAUCCCAGGACUUCAACUGCAAUUCGAUGUAGCCAAGCAAAUGAUGUCCGUGAAGGGUUGUGUUGCACCUUCUGUGAUUAUUUCUACUUUGCAAAAGUGUGGCCGAGACGCAAUUAUCAGGGGAACUGGAAAGCCCAAUAGCGCGGCAGUGUCAAUCUUGGAAACGUUCGAGACAAUCAGCAAAAAUGACACACCUGUACGUGGGUUAGCACGCAUCGUGAGUGUCAGUGAUACAAAGACGCUGUUUGACAUUACACUGAAUGGAGUUCCGCAUCCCGGCAAAUUUUAUGCGUCAGUUCGUGCAUGUGGUGACAUCUCCAAAGGUCCUGAAUCAACGGGCAAUCUAUAUUACAAAUUUCCGGAACCUAUCGAAUGCAACUCUCCUAGCGACUUGGGCAAGGACUUAUACAGUGGACAGGCCUUUCUGAGCGCUCCUCUACGGGUGUGGGAUUUGAUAGGACGCAGCUUCCACGUCACAUCGGAUCCUAACCAUCGCACAGGCCACGGCUACGAGAUGUGCGGCGUAAUUGCGCGUAGUGCAGGAGUAUGGGAGAACGAUAAGCAGGUGUGUGCAUGCAGCGGUAAAACCGUGUGGCAAGAGCGCAAAGAUGCACUAGACAGGAACAUUACCAAUUAG